UUUUCUACUCCUAUCAUCAAAAUGUCAGAUUCGGAGAGUUCAGAAAACGCCGAGUUGGUUUCUACCAUCAAAGAUCAGCACCGAGCUAAUCGCAUCCCAGGGUCGACCAGCAGCAACGAUGCGCUUCAUAUCUCGCUCUACCGCGGCAACAAGGUCGUAUCAGACUUCGCACCGGCUCACACAUAUCCGAUAUUUGGCGAGGAAGAGGUUGUCUUUGGUUACCAAGGACUGGACAUGUCGCUGUCGCUGGCCGCACACAAUCUGAGACCACACAUGGACAUCUCCUGGACUGAACAAUUCGCUCAGCUCGGCGACGUCAAAGCAUCUGAUAUCCGCGGAGCCCUCGAAGACUUCAUUCCCCAAUCUGCCUUUACAAAAUCACGAACCGAAGCUCUCGCAGAUCCGGACGCUGCUUUGUUCAGACCUCCAGGCAGACGCCUGCACGGCUACACACAUGAAGGCUACAAGUUCGAGAUCUGGAAGGCUUCUCUAGCCGACGAGGGCGCUCGAGAAAUCAUGGAGAACGCCCAGAUCCUGGUACCUAUGUUCAUCGAAGGCGGUACUAUUCUUGAGCUCGACGAGCCUUGGGUUGCAAAUCGCUGGACGCUUUUUAUGCUCUACCAGGUCGAUCAGAAGCAGGCAGACAUAUCAUGCUACACAUUCGUUGGAUUCUCGACAUCCUACCGCGUAUUCACGUUACCUGACCGCCGCGACCCUGCAAAGCACGAUCUUGCUCUCCUCCAACACGAUAAUUCAGACAUGGACGCGAUACUCGGCCGAUGGAACUCGGAGACUAACGAUGUCUACAACGACAUUGUCAGAACUCCCCUUGAGCUGCCUAGCAGGGAGCGCAUCUCACAGUUCCUGAUAAUACCAACCCAUCAAGGAGCCGGACAUGGCGCUAGACUUUACAACACCGUCUUCGAAAGUCUCAUCACUCCCGAUAACAUCUGCGAGUUAACAGUCGAAGAUCCCAACGAGGCUUUUGAUGACAUGCGUGAUGUUUGCGACUUGCUCUGGCUUCGCAACAAAAUCGAUGAUUUCGCGGCCUUGAAGAUCGACACGAAGAUUGACAGCGCGAAGCUCAAGAUGAACGAGAACAUUCCAGUGGACGACAUCGUUUCAGGCGAUGCAAAGGCUCGCAUCAAGAAGGCUAGCAAGAUCAUGCCACGUCAACUAGGAAGACUGAUCGAGAUGGAGACAUACUCAAAGAUACCCAAACUGAACCGCUCGGUAAAACGAAUCUCAAGAAAGGAGAAGAGCACCAACGAGAUGGAUCGUGCCUACUACUUCUGGCGACUGUAUGUCAAACAGCGCCUCUACAUCUCUAACCGCGACACACUCUCACAACUGGACNNCCCCGAAGAGCGUGUAGAGAGACUGGAAGCAACCAUUGAAAACAUCCAAGCAGACUACGAUCGCCUCCUCGAGCUUGCAAGAAAGCGCGAUCCUUUGGCCGACAGUCAUACAGCAAGCAGCAACGGCAGUUCCAAACGCAAGAAGAAGGCCAUUAUCGAAUCGGACGAGGACGAAGAUGGCGCCGACGCCAGCGACCUGGCACCCACAUCCUCAAAGAAGAAGAGAAAGACUGCCUAG
This is a messenger RNA of Aureobasidium uvarum, 1596 nucleotides long. Lineage: Eukaryota; Fungi; Ascomycota; Dothideomycetes; Dothideales; Saccotheciaceae. The record is from the annotation of a GenBank genome assembly.